CCUUACUGCAGCCCCCACGGUGUCUAUGGCGACAAAAUAUAACGGGGUUGGGCGGACGGAAAGAGAGCACUUACACCCACCGGAAACCAUGUCUGCAGCACCAGCAGAAAUGAAAUUGAACGAAUCCAAAUUUAUUUUUGUGAUCACUCUAAAAUCCCCGCACAAAUGUAUAUUUGGUGCAAUGAGAAUCGCCCGAUAUACCUGCUAAACCGCUCGCCGUUAUUGGAUUCCGUUCAGCGAUUUGGUGAAGUAGGUAGCCAAGUGUGAGUGUUUUAGAAACAUCGUUGAGUUUUGUAUGAGAGGAGGCAGCGGUGCAGACCCGCUCCCAUGGUCUGUUUUUAAACCUUCGUCGCCGGGCGAGAAAAUACAUAUCUAACUAGCAAGCUAAACAUGGAUCAGUAUCACGAGUAUUAUUAAGAAAUUAACCAGUAUUAUUUGUUUACUCAUGUCAGUAGCUACAGUAGUUAACGGUUUCAGUAUGCCCGAUCGAUGGUUUCGUUGAAGCUUGACUGCCUGAUGCAGGCCUGCUUUUUUCUAUCUGGAAAUUUCUUGACUGGGGAAAGCCGCCCUUAACGGAUUUCAUGACUUCCUAGCAUUAGCCUUUUUCGCUGCAUCCCCGACUCAAAUGAUGCGUGUUGUGUCGUUGCAUUGAUUUUGGAUGAUCAUAUCAUCUACUUUUAGCAUAUCAAUGUAAUAUUUUUUUUUUUUAUCCAAACGGUAUAUUUUUAUGGGAUUAUCGGUAAAUUCGAAGCAAAUAUGGUGAAUUGGAAGCGGCUGCUGCGGGUGUCGAACCGCUCAUUUUUGGCCUUCAUUUUUUUCUUCUCCAUGUCUACGACUGGUCUCUACUUCAUAUAUGUGGCUCCUGGAAUAGCCAACACCUACUUCUUCAUGGUGCAAGCCCAGGGCAUCAUGUUGAGGGAUAAUGUGAGGACCAUUGGUCAGAUGAUCAGACUCUACACCAAUAAGAACAGUACUCUCAACGGCACAGAUUAUCCAGAUGGCAGUAACUCCAGUGAAUACAUGUCCCAGCCAACCGCAUACCUCCCUGAGAACUUCACAUACGCCCAGAACCUUCCCUGCCCAGAACGCUUACCUUCUAUGAAGGGUCCUAUGGAUGUCAAUAUGACUGAGAUCCCUAUGGAGGAGAUUGAUCUGAAGUUCUCUAAGUAUCUGGACGUUCACUUUGGAGGACACUGGAAACCCAAGGACUGUAAACCACGCUGGAAGGUGGCCAUCCUCAUCCCGUUCCGUAACCGCUACGAGCACCUUCCCAUCCUGUUCCAGCACCUCACCCCCAUGCUGCAGAGACAGAGACUGCAGUUUGCAUAUUACGUCAUCGAGCAGUCUGGUACCCAGCCGUUCAACAGAGCAAUGUUGUUUAACGUGGGUUUCCUGGAAGCCAUGAAGGAUCUGAACUGGGACUGUCUGGUGUUCCACGAUGUUGACCACAUCCCAGAAAACGACCGUAACUACUACGGCUGUGGUCAGAUGCCUCGCCACUUCGCAGCCAAACUGGACAAGUACAUGUACCUACUACCAUAUAGUGAGUUCUUUGGGGGCGUGAGUGGACUCACAGUGGAACAGUUCCGGAAGAUUAAUGGCUUUCCCAAUGCGUUCUGGGGCUGGGGAGGAGAGGACGAUGACCUCUGGAACAGAGUACAUUAUGCUGGUCUGAACAUCACAAGGCCGGAGGGAGAAAUGGGUAAAUACAAGUCCAUCCCACACCACCACCGGGGAGAGGUGCAGUUCCUGGGCAGGUACAAGCUGCUGAGGUAUUCCAAAGAGAGGCAGCACCUGGAUGGCCUGAACAACCUCAACUACACCCCUGAGAUCUCCCUGAGCUCCCUGUAUAAGAACAUCACCGUGGACCUGCACCCUGAUCUGGCCCCCAUAGCAGACUACUGAACUCUGACUCCCACCUGACCCCUUAAACCCUUCACACUCCCUCAAGCAUCAAACUGUACCCCAAAGAGGGGCUAGGGGUGGGGGUCGGAGGCACACCAUGUAACGCUGCCAAGAAACCUUACUCAAAAAAACUUAAAAAAAACACAAAAGAGGAAGGGGCAUAUAGGGUCUGUUUAAUCGAACAAUUGAUUGUGUAUGUUUCUGUGAUGAUUGUGAAUGGUGUGUGUGUGCUUGCAAGGAUGUGUGUAUCUGACAUUUUGUGUCCGUGUGUCACUGCAUGUCAGUGUGUUCAUGCUGGCUUUAGCUACUAAGCUACUUCACAUCAACACUUCAUAAUACAUUAUGAGGAGGGAAGGACAGUAUUCGUUUUUUUUCUCCACAUCUGAUGUUUACUGCAACGCCUUAAAGUGUCAGGCUCAGCUGCAGAACCACAGCUCUCUGGCUGCCUCCCAAAUGGUACCCUAUUCCCUAUAGGGCUGGAAUUGCCAAGGACCCCACAGUAUGAUAUUGUCACGAUACUUCGGUGCCGAUAUGUAUUGCUAUUCGAUACUGCAAUUUUUUUUAUUUUAUUUUAUUUUUUAUUGCCAUUUGAUAUUCCAAAUAUAUUGCUCACUAUAUGCUGAGUGUACAAAACAUUCCACAGGGAUGCCGCCCCAUAUUGACUCCAAUGCUGCCCACAGUUGUGUCAAGUUGGCUGGAUGUUUUUUAGGUGAUGGACCAUUCUUGAUACACAUGGGUAACUGUUGUGAGUGAAAAAUCCAGCAGCGUUGCAGUGACAUACUCAAACCGGUGCACCUGGCACCUACCCUGUUCAAAGGCACUUAAAUCUUUUGUCUUGCCCAUUCACCCUCUGAAUGGCCCGCACAAUACCCGUCUUAAGAUCGAAAAUAUCCUCCUUUAAUGUCUCCUCCCUUCAUCUACACCGAUUUUUGAAGUGGAUUUAACAAGUGAAAUCAAUAAGGGAUCAUAGCUUUCACCUGGUCAUUCUGUUAUGGAAAGAGCAGGUUUUCCUAAUGAUUUGUACACUCAGUCUAUGUCUGCUGCAGAGAGACGAGAGAGUAUGAGAAGACGAGUUUUGAUCAGUCAGGGAAAUAAGUGCUAAAAACAUUUUGGAUCACUAUUUAAAAAGAUGGAGAACAAGCUAUGGUAUUUUUCAUCCAGUAGGUUUGGCGUAGGUACAGCCGACUAGCACUAGUUACAGUUACGAGAGGGGGAAAAAAAGUUAGAUUUUUUACUUUUACAAAUCGAUUCGUAGAAUCGGGUAUUGAUAUCGUCCAAAAAUAAUACUGCUAUAUGUAACUCGAUUUAGUUUUUUCCCCCCAUCACAAAUUCCCUAUAAACUGUAGUGCACUACUUUUGACCAGAGGCUUAAUGCACUACUUUUGACCAGGGCCAUUCGGGCUCUGGUCAAAAGUAGGGCACUAUAUAGGGAAUAGGGUGCCAUUUGGGACUCUGACUUUAUCUCACAGCACCGCCCAGCACAGCUUUAACUUCUAACGUCUCAGUAUCACCUUACGAGCCAACAGACAUUUUUGUCUUCAUGUUAUAUAAUUUUUUUACACAUCGUUCGUUUUUUAAAGAUGAAACAUGUAUUCAAACAUAUUCCUUAAAGAGGAUGAAAUAGGAGAGGAGCUAAGCGAAGGUGACUUAUGUGUUUAUUGUGGUGUACAUUUUCUGAUAUGAUCUAUUUUCUUAGUAUUUAUUUUUUCCUUUUUUAACGGAUGUUUUAGAUCACUCGAUCCUACUUCUCUGUCUGUCACAUGAGGAGCGGUUUGCUGUUUCUUUGCUGCACUGCCGACACGCAUGAUGCACAGAACACGUGUUAAUACUGGCCACUUAAAAGCUUGAGCACAGAACACGUAUGUACAUAUUUGGCCUUUUUAAACGCUCAGAGCCUGUUAGUAGUUAUUCCAGUGGAUUUGAAUUUUGUUUUGGCAGCUACCUUCUUCCUGAGGACUUAAAGGACUUAACAGAGUGAGUGGUUCUUCCAUUUCACUGGGAAGUUGUAACAAUAGAUGGACAUUUGGCUUUAAAAAAAAAAUGAAAAAAUCUCUUAGGUCAACUAUCUUUUGCAUGCCUUGAUUUAUUUUGUUGCUAGAUGUUUUUUUAAGCAUAAUUUAUUUGAUAAUUUCAAGAUGUUUACUUUUUCAGUUUUGCCUUUUAGUGUUUGUUUUUUCCUCUCUUGAGGCACACAGUGUGAAAAUGGACUAACUGAAGUUAUGGAGUGUGUUCCUGUACAGAAACACAGAUGGAGGCCAGGGUUCAAAGGACUGUAGUAGCUCUGGUCCAGGGUGUUAUGUGUAGUUUGCUGAUGCUGAGCAUUCAACAGCAAGCCACACGUAAUGCCCUGGACCAGAGCUAAGGACUGUUGCUGCUAAGUGGUAAGCUGAGCUGUCAUUCUAUCUUCCUCUGGUGUGUGCAGUUUGCUAUUAUGGAGGAGGAGUGUAUACAGAGCGAAUAGCGUGUUUGGCACAGGAUUAUGUUUCGGAUGUGUCUGUGGCUCAUGUGCGUCUCAUGUGUUAGGUAACUGGCCAUGCGCAUGAGCUUGUGGUUUGGGCUUGUGUGUGUGUGAACUGUGAUGUGGUCCUAAUAGGCUUGUGAGGUAUUUAGGGGCCAGAAUGAAAGAACAGCAGCAAAAGCUAACAGUUAACCCUGUUCUUGAAUGGCACAGACUGAAAUUUGGGCCAUGAAUACUUUAAAUUGUUAAAGUUUUGAGCACUGCAAAGAUUAGCAAGGAAAAAAUGUAGGCAGUUGAUUUCUUUGUACUUAUUAGCGUUUUUUCUCUUGUACAUAUAUUUUGCCCAUACAGUUCAUAUUUAAAUUGUCUGGGUGUUUUGCUAGUGAUGUUGAGUUGAUUUAUCAAAUGUAUGUCUCAAGUAGAACAGCUCUAUUCAAACUACCCAUGUUUUCUCCAUCACAGUAUUGCAGUACUGGGAACCUCCUGUCCUGCUCCAAACAUGGGGUUUGUCCAAAAUGGCACCCUGUGUCCUAUAUAGUGCACUACUUUUGACUGGAGUCCUAUGCGUCCUGGUCAAAGUAGUACACUAUAUCGGGAGUAGGGUAAUUUGGAACGUAGCCUAGCUCUCUCUGUCCCGUCACUCUUGUAGUGCUGUGGAGGAGCGGCCUGAAGAUGUUUACAGUCAUUUUCGCUUCAAAGCUAAAGUGGCUAACAAAGUGCCAGGCUAAAGUCUGUUUUGGUUAACAGACAUUAGCUACGGUUACAUAAGACCUCAAUGGUGUAUUUCUGACCAAUCGGGUGAGGUGAGACGGAAUCAAAGAAGACACGGUAGUGAUAAGACAUUCUGUUGGAGGUGGUCAACUGUGCCAAAGUUCCAAUUCUGAUACCUACCCAUCCUAAUUCUUCCACCUGCCUCUUCUUCUACACUUCUUAUCUCUACUCGUCUUUCCUUCCUUCCCUUUUUAAAUUAAUUCUACUCCCAUGAGCUCCUCUAUGGUGUCUCGGCAUCCAGAUAGACUAGUGUUGAUAGUAGGCAUCAGGGUGUAAGUGUUAAAAGAGCCAUAUAUCUAUGACAUAUAUGACAUAUAUACAACAUACAGGUAACUACUAAAAUAAAGGAAACACCAACAUAGUGUCUUAAUAGGGCGUUGGGCCGCCAGAACAGCUUCAAUGCGCCUUGGCAUAGAUUUUACAAGUGUCUGAUAAUGGGCAACUGGGCAUUUUUAUACAUGACCCUAACAUUGAUGGGAUGUUAAUUGCUUAAUUAACUCAGGAACCACACCUGCAUGGAAGCAUCUGCUUUCUAUACUUUGUAGCCCUCAUUUAUUCAAGUGUUUAUUUUAUUUUGGAAGUUACCUAUAUAUCUCUGUAUAUGUCUCUGGGUGUUGGGUAUAGCUCAGUGUUAGGGACUGGGUUGGGGGCUUCUCUUUUGCUAUGCCUUUUGCUCAGUAACAGAUUUUUGCAUAAGAGGAUAAACGCUGUCAUUGUUUUUAUAUACAUUGUAGAAGUUAUGGGCAGCCUAGCUGUCCCCCCCACUUGAGGGCACCUUGAGUUACUGUAGCAGAGAGAUGCACUCUUGAGUCAGUAGCUUCUUUUUCUGGAUCCCAUCAUCUCACUCGCUGGAAGGGAUCCGCUUCUUUAUAUUCUCUCUUCCUGUCAUAGUGUCUGACUUUCAAUCUGUUCAGGGAACAGUGUGAAGAGUAUUAAAGAGAUGAAUUAGAGAAAGCACCCGUCACUGAAGAUUAUUUAGCGUCAGUAUUCUCUCUGUGUCCCAAAUGGCACCCUAUUCCCUAUAUAGUGCACUACUGGCUCUGGUCAGAAGUAGUACACUAUAUAGAGAAUAGGGUGCCAUUUGGGACUUAACUCGGAGUUGUACAUAUUGUUAUUGCCUCUGAGAGGAGUAGGGGGUGAGGUAUGGAAGGAAGGGUAGUUUAGGGGGCGGCUGGGCAGUGUGCUGGCUACACCCGGUCGCUAGUGGUUUGGUUUACACCCCCAGCCCAAUUGGGAGGGGGGCAAGGGACCCCCCCUACUCUCCCCUCCUACUGCCUCUGUUGGUUGUACGAAUAUCCAAAAAUAGAAAUACAAUUUUUCUAAUUAGUAUAUUCACCAUUACAUCAUUUGUAAUGUAGAGUAUGACAUUUUUGCAGUAUUCAUAUUUGUGCCUUGAGUUAUUAUUUUUUUAAUUCUUUUUUUUUUUGUUCAAACUGUUCACUUUGGAUUCUUGGUUGAAAGAUACAGUAAAGGUUUGGAUUGUUUUUAAACUGAAGUUAGUGUAUUUGCUUUUGUAUUUUCCAACUAGAAUGGAGCUCUGGCACAAAGUUUCCAUGACAACAGGCUGUGUAGGAUUUCAAAAGGAAUCCUACUCAAGUGUCUGUCUAUUGUGUCUGUGUUGGUGUAUCAAUGAUUGGCUGUAUCCAAUUUUUCCUGCUGUCCAAUCAGAGCCCUGUUCUACUUUGGCUACUUGGACCAUGACAUGUACAAUCCUCUUGGAUCCUCAGCUCUCUGGUCUUCUCACUAUACUCUGCUCUGUCUGAACAAAGAGUCAUAGCUGGAGCCUGAGUGCAGACUCUUGCAUUACUACCAUCCACCAGGAAGUGGAGGAUGACACAGAGGAAGUAGUGACUUUUGAAUGGAAAUCUAUGGAAAUGAAGUGUCAAAUCUGGUAUACAAAUAAUAUAUUUGCUCAUUCAAUGUCAGGCAUAUUCAUUCGACUUUAUGGGUUUGUACUUAGAUUGUUCGGAAGAUGCAUUUAUAGAAAUAUGAACUUUAAACACGUUGUCGAUUUGGCCCCAAAAAACAAGCUUAAUUCAAUGUAGCGCCUACUAAUGCGCCUCUUGCGUCUAGUUUAGCAAUUUCAUUUUGCUAGAGUUCCUCCCCCCUCCGACAACGCAGACAACUUUCUACAUGGUGAAGCCGAACGGUUAGCCAUCUUGUCAAUCUUCCACAAUCUUUGGUGUAACAGCCAGUAAAAGACUAUACACUAGAGUUGAACUGUUGGACUUUGUAAAGUUUAGUUUUUUUGUCAACAAAAUAUUAAUAAAACACAUUCAUUGCCAUGUUCUGGGAAACACCUCUGA
Messenger RNA from Salmo salar (Atlantic salmon), 7440 nucleotides. Its product is annotated as beta-1,4-galactosyltransferase 6. The record is from RefSeq and is a predicted model, not a curated record. Gene Ontology annotation, molecular function: UDP-galactose:glucosylceramide beta-1,4-galactosyltransferase activity. Gene Ontology annotation, biological process: glycosphingolipid biosynthetic process; carbohydrate metabolic process. Gene Ontology annotation, cellular component: Golgi apparatus. NCBI's taxonomy places the organism in Eukaryota, Metazoa, Chordata, Actinopteri, Salmoniformes, Salmonidae.